Molecule: messenger RNA, 2565 nt
Organism: Etheostoma spectabile (orangethroat darter)
Lineage: Eukaryota; Metazoa; Chordata; Actinopteri; Perciformes; Percidae
Product: transcriptional repressor p66 alpha
Exons: 11
Coding region: 268-2466 (732 amino acids)
Biological process (GO): negative regulation of transcription by RNA polymerase II
Cellular component (GO): NuRD complex
Source: RefSeq, a predicted model, not a curated record
UCCUGCUUUGGCCCUUGGUGGUCAGUGGCUUACAUGAUGCGAUCCGGUCACCCUGGUAUGCCGAGGUGCGCAUGCCCACUAAGAGGACGCAGCGGCUCCAUGUGUGUUGAGGCGCAUUAUUUGGCAACAGACGCGGCAGUGGGGAGGGCCGAAAAAAAGAGGAUAUCCCCUGGAUUUAAAAAAAGCAACGAUUUAUCGAGGUUAACUGCAGAUUAAACAUUCCUUGGUCGACCAUCGGUGAAGAACGGGAGACAAAGCUACCGAGGGAUGUCUGAGGAGGCUGUCCGCCAGACACGCAGCCAGAAGAGGGUGCUGGAGAAGGAUGCUGCUCCCCACUCUAUAGAACUCUCUGAUGCUGACCGCGAAAGCAAAAAGCCCAAAUUGGACACGUCUGAAGCCACAACACAGGAACGAACUGAACUUGAACCCGAGCCUGUUCUGGCACAGGAAGAUCCGGGACGGACUAUGGUUGGAUCAGAGCAGGAGAAGAGCCUGUCGCCGUUAUCUCUGGCGUUACCUUUGGCGUUACCUUUGGCCUCUCAGCCGGUGGAGGAGGAUCGGGAGCGGGCCCAACAGACAAUGGUUGAACCCAGCUCAGACAAUCGGACUGACUGCAACGACAGAGCCAGCACGGUGAAGUCAGAGCCAGCUGUGGAUACAAGGAGCCAGGUCCGACAGACGGAGCCAAAGGCCACCAUUAAAGUGGAAGUUCAGACGGGAGAGCAGCCUGUGGACAUGAGCACCUCCAGAGGCAGUAUCAAAAGGGAGAAGCGCCCUCCGUCCCCUGAAGAUGACGAUGUCAUCAUCUUGUCCGACAACGACUCGCCCAGUCCACCAAUGAAUGGCUUGAGCCACUUUAAGGAGCUGGACACAGACCUGCUCAUGAAGAGCAGCCCGGUGGAGAGGGAGCGCAUCAUCAAGCAGCUGAAGGUGGAGCUGAGACUGGAGGAGGCCAAGCUGGUGCUGCUGAAGAAGCUUCGGCAGAGCCAGAUACAAAAGGAUACUCUCCAGAAGCCCUCAGGUCUUUCCGGCUCCUCGGCUCCUCCUCCUCUCAUUCGGGGAACAAUUACAAGCAAUAAAGGCUCUCAGCAGAUUUUGACAGGCAGGAGUUCAGGCACAGUGAUCCCCCCGCCGCUGGUGAGAGGAGGCCAGCAGGUGUCGUCCAAACAUGGCUCCCAGAUCAUAAUGCCGCCUCUGGUCAGAGGGACACAGCCCAUCUCUGUAUCUCCACAGCAGAUCCAGGCUCUGCGCCAGCAGCAGCAGCUGGCUGCCUCUGGAGGCUCAGGACCCCCCCCUCUGCUGAUGGGCCCCAGGACUUCAGCCCCUGCGAGCCAAGGCCAGAGAGGCAUGGUCCACUCAGGCCUCAUCAGGAUUGGCAGCAGUGCCAACACACUGGCCUCGGCAUCCAGUUUGAAGGGCUCUUCCUCAGGAAGCGGCGGCGUGUCCGUGGUUAGCGUGAAUGACUCUCCAGCCAGCCGCCAAGCUGCAGCUAAACUCGCCCUGCGGAAACAACUGGAGAAGACCCUGCUGGAGAUUCCCCCACCCAAGCCCCCUGCCCCAGAGUUUAACUUUCUGCCCUCUGCAGCCAAUAAUGAGUUCAUCUACCUGGUAGGACUGGAAGAAGUGGUACAGAAUCUGCUGGAUACCAUCCACAGAGGAAAGACAGGUGUAGCACUGUCCAAGACCAUUACCAGAGACCCCUUCACCUGCACCCAGUGCAAAACCGACUUCACCUGCCGCUGGAGGCACGACAAGACAAAAGGCGGGACAGUCCUCUGUGAACACUGCAUGUCUUCCAAUCAAAAAAAGGUUUUGAAAGCUGAGCACACCAAGAGGCUGAAAGCGGCAUUUGUCAAAGCCCUGCAACAAGAGCAGGAAAUCGAGCAGCGUAUUUUUCAGCAGACGUCCUCGCCAGUCUCCCACAGUAGCUCCUCGUCCUCUUCGUCGAUGAAAGCCGAGCAGCUGGUGUCCCAGCAUUUGAAGCAGGCUCACGCCAGAGCAUCCUCCCAGCACCUCCAACAGGCCAGUCGAGGAGCCAACAUGGUUCACCAUCACUCCGUCAAGCAGAGCUCCCAGGGCCAGCUGUCCCAUGGUGUCUCGUCAUUGGGGGUGAGGGGCGUCCCCCACUCCUUCUCCUCCUCCUCCCAGCUGCAGAGUGCAGUGGCGGCUGCUGCUUUGGUCAGCCGGCCAGGUAAGAAUGCCCACGGUUCCAUGCGCUCUGUCCAGAGUUCAAAGGUGAGCAGCAGUGGAACCGCCGGCGGCAGGAGUAUCAGCGGAGGCAGUGCCUCAUCCACUGCAUGGAAGAAGCAGAGCAACAGCAACACAGGAGUCACUAUGGCCUACGUGAACCCCAGCCUGACGGGUCACAAGUCGUCAGCCGGCGUCGACGCGCGCCAGAGGGAGUACCUGCUGGACAUGAUCCCCUCUCGCUCGUCGAUCUCGCAGACUGCAAACACAUGGAAAUAACUCAAAUAAUACUCUUGUACUAUAUUUUUUUUUUUUUGUUGCUUUUCUCCAAGUUCCUCAGCUCCGAUAAUACGGUCAACAGCAACCCCCCCGGACGAC